Molecule: messenger RNA, 2121 nt
Organism: Coprinopsis cinerea okayama7#130
Lineage: Eukaryota; Fungi; Basidiomycota; Agaricomycetes; Agaricales; Psathyrellaceae
Product: peptide-binding protein
Exons: 9
Coding region: 1-2121 (706 amino acids)
Cellular component (GO): nucleus
Molecular function (GO): transcription coregulator activity; RNA polymerase binding
Source: RefSeq, a predicted model, not a curated record
AUGUCGCAGAUUCCUCACGGACAAAUGGCUGUCCCUCCGCUUCCCCCUGGCUGGACACAGCAUAUCGGUCCAGCUGGGCAAGUUUACUAUUACAGUGCGCAGACGCAGGAGUCGACAUAUGUCCGACCCCUCCCAACAGUCCCUGUCGCGAAGAAGGAGAAAGCACACAUCAAGACCCCCAUCCCUGGUACUGACUGGCUUCGCGUAGUCACCACCGAGGGCAAUGUAUUCUACUCCAACAAGGUCACCAAACAAAGCUCAUGGACAAUGCCGCCCGAAAUUGCAGAGGCUGUUCAGGCAUUUGACACCCAAACCAGGGAACAGCAGGCUGCAAAACCAGUUCCGGGUGCUCCAGUUACCAUCGAGAGCAAAGCGACGCGGAGGGCAGAGAAAGAAGCCGCAAAGAGGAAAAGAGAGGAAGCACAGCCUAUAGACGAGAUCGCCACCUCCAAGAAGGCAAAAAUGGAGGAAGACGAUGAAGACGAAGAUGACGAUUCGGACGAUGAAGACUCUGAGGAAGAGGAAUGGCAACGCGAGGCGGCGGAGCAGUUGGCCAGAGAGGCGGAGGAGGAAGAAAAGCGGAGGAAAGAGGAGGAAGAAAGGCUUAAGAAAGCGAAAGAAGAAGAGGAACGACGAGCUCGAGAGAGUAAACCUCAGCUCAACAUGCCUGACAAAGUCGAGUUGUCUAUCGAAGAAGGAAAAGCUCUGUUCAAAACUCUUCUCCGCGAGAAGGAUAUUAAUCCUCUGCUUCCAUGGGACACUUGUCUUCCUCAGUUUAUUUCAGACCCGCGAUACGUCCUUCUGCCAUCCGUCACUGCGCGGAAAGAGGCUUUUGACGAGUAUUGUCGGGAGCGUGCACGAGAACUAAGGGAGUCUGCAGUGAAGAAGGAGAAGGCGGAAGCCAACCCCAAGGAAGAAUUCGACAGACUGCUAAAGGAGGAAGUCAAGAGCACGCGUACUAGCUGGACAGAGUUCAGGAGGACGUGGAAGAAGGAUAGGCGGUUCUAUGGUUGGGGGCGUGACGACCGCGAAAGAGAAAAGGCAUUCAGAGAGUUCUUGAAGGAAUUAGGCGAAACCGUACCAGAGAAGAGGGCUGCUGCCCAGAAGGCUGAGGCAGAUUUCUUUGCCCUUCUCAAAGAACGCCAGGAAAUUCAACCAGGAGUUGUAUGGAAGGAGAUCAAAAGGACACUCUAUGACGAUCCUCGAUACGAUGCUGUCGGCUCCUCGUCUCUACGCGAAGAACUCUUCAAUACAUACAUCAGGACCAUCAAGGCCAACCCAUCCGAAGCGUCGUCUAAGCGCGAAGGAGACAGGCAAGCACAGUCGCCAGAGAAAGAAAGCAAAGAGAGCAGAAGAGAGCGAGCUCUUCGGGAACGGGAACAGAAGGUCAAAAUGGAGCAAGGGCGGGUCUCAAUGAACAUUGAGAAGUCGAGAAUGGGAUUGCAUCAGGAGGGAGGAGAGCGAGCGUUCAAGACAAUGCUAGUAGACGCUAUCCGGGACCCACAGGCUACGUGGGACAUGGCAGUCCAGCAGCUGAGGAUUGAUCCCAGGUUCACUAGCUCCCCGCUUUCUCAUAAUCAGCAAGUCAAGUUGUUCCAUGACCACAUCGCUCACCUCCGUUCGAAGCACUAUGAUGCGCUGCAUGCAUUGUUCAACGAGCAUACCCCCGCUCUGAACACUCGGUUUGGGGAGCUACCGGUCGACACCAUUGUUUCGUCUCCUCAUACGAAGAAGCUCGGCUAUGAUAUCAGCCAAGUUGAAGACGAGUUCUACAGGUGGCAAAAGCAGCGGUACGCUGAGGCAAGGCGCGCCUUCGAUGAGAUGCUCAAUGAAAAUUCGUUCGUUGAAUUUUGGGGUCGCUUGAGCAAGAUGAAGGAUGUUACCCUGGACCAAGGCUUGCAAGUCACUAGCGAGGAUAUUGGUGAGGAUGACGAACCAGUCAGCAAACUGAAUAUGAAGACGUUGGCGGAGACCGUGGAUAUCGGCGAGAUGGUCAAGGUUCUCAAGCGAGACAAGCGAUAUACGGACUUUGACUACACUCCGGAAGAGAGGGAACAGUGGCUGCGGGACUACUUGUCGAAUUUAUCUGCACCGAAGCUUUCUGUACACGUCGGUUCCUGA